Molecule: messenger RNA, 1263 nt
Organism: Penicillium concentricum
Lineage: Eukaryota; Fungi; Ascomycota; Eurotiomycetes; Eurotiales; Aspergillaceae
Exons: 1
Coding region: 1-1263 (420 amino acids)
Source: RefSeq, a predicted model, not a curated record
AUGCCUAGAACGUCUGCAUUAUGUCGUCCGUUCUCUUAUGAACCCGAGAUCUUGUAUGACUAUCGAUGGGCCAAAGGGAUGCGAUUCUCAGCAGCAAGAAUUGCUGGUGCCUUGAACUUGUCAUCAACACAGGAGAUCGACGCAUUAUGGUAUGAUAACGCGGAAACUCGGAGAAUUGUAACCAUAUGGUCGGACUUCGUCAAAAAAGAGCAGGUAGUUGUGGAUUUUGAGAAACUUUGGCGACGAGCAACUAUGUUUAUGGAUGCCAUGACAGCUCCUGUGCCCCCACAAAUCGGUGUGCAGAAUGUCACUCAAAGUAUAUUUCAUUUGGUGUUCGCGAGCUGGUGUAUAACUCAGCUCAUGCGUGUGGUCCCGACACUAUUUCCCCGCAGCAAUCUCGACACGAUUCCACCGAAGCUUGAUGCAUACGACUUUUUGCAUGCAAGAUGCAUUAUUCUUCGGGGGCGAAAUGUGCGGAAAUCACAGGCACGGUAUACUAUGCCACCACGUGCUGCAAUGCCAGUGAAAUGGCACCGCGAACCUAGUACUGACAGACUUAAUAUUCCAUCUCCCGUAUCUGCCAACAGGAUUGAAGAGCCACCAACAGCAUUGACCUCCACAACCGCACUUGAGCCCGAGCAUGCGCUUCCGGUUACCUCGGGCGGCGACAAGAUCGGUUCACCUAAAGAAGGAGCCAUCAGUGAUUACACCGGCACUCGUGAGAUGCUAUAUCAAUUUGCUGGCAAACUAUGCGAGCAAUUUCAACAGGUCCAGCUCUCAGUCGAGUCUGACGAAGCUCAGAAAGAUGGAAAUGGCAGUACCCAGUUCGCUGGUAUCGAUGGGCUGAUCGAGCAAUAUACCAAGAUAAUUGGAGGGAGAUGCAUUGGGGAGACCAUUGCCAAAAACCAGCCUCUUGGCCAGCUUGCCAGCCACUGUGCUCAAAUGAGCAACCAGAUCGCUGGGGAGACCGGCCGUGUAGAAGAGGCUGGCCCUGGCGGAGACAUUGGCCCCGGAGUAAAGCACUCCGGCAAACAUUCCCAGGCCGCUCCAAGGACGCAAAUCAGCUGGCGGAAUAAUGGUGUUUCCAAAAACAGGACUCGACCAUCCAGAGUUCACAACACAGGAUCGAAUGAACGUAUCCAGGCGGCGUUCAAUUCGGAACUGGCAGGUACUUCGAACUCGCCAGACCAGUUGGAUGCAGUCAACUCGAGCAACGUAAUCGAGUUGGACUCGAUAAUCGAAAUUGAUCUGACAGAAGAUUGA